This is a messenger RNA of Phialemonium atrogriseum, 1073 nucleotides long. Its product is annotated as integral membrane protein S linking to the trans Golgi network-domain-containing protein. Gene Ontology annotation, biological process: Golgi to plasma membrane protein transport; Golgi to endosome transport; protein localization to Golgi apparatus. Gene Ontology annotation, cellular component: trans-Golgi network; Golgi membrane. NCBI's taxonomy places the organism in Eukaryota, Fungi, Ascomycota, Sordariomycetes, Cephalothecales, Cephalothecaceae. The transcript is spliced from 2 exons. The record is from RefSeq and is a predicted model, not a curated record. The coding region runs from base 60 to 722 and encodes 220 amino acids.
CCCCCCCCCCCCCCCCCCCCCCCCCCCCCCCCCCCCCGCUAGCCGGGCGCGAACGCGACAUGGCCCGGCGACGCCGACCCCCGCGACCGGGCGCGCUGGCCGAGCUGCCGCCGCUCAAGAUCCUCAGCCAGAUGGCGGCGCUGCAGGGGCUGUACUACGCGGCGGCGGUCGUGCUCAUGUUCUUCAACACCCUGGUCGCCGGCACGCGGUUCGAUCUAGACCUCGUCCUCGGCUGGGCGGCCAUCCGGGGUGACACGACGCAGGGCUGGCUGAUGGCGUUUCUGUGGGUGCUGGACGGCGGGUUCUUCAUGUCCCUGGCCAUCAUCCUCUUCGUCGUGCGCUCCAAGCUCGUCAUCGACUUUGCCCUGUCCAUGCACGUCAUCCACCUCGUCCUCGUGGUCCUGUACUCGCGCCAGGUGCCCCGCCACGCAAUGUGGUGGGCCUGCAUGGCCGUGUCGAGCACCCUCGCCGCGUGCCUCAGCACCUGGGGCUGCCGGUACCGCGAGCUCAAGCCCAUACCGUUUGGCGGCGGCGGGGCCGCAGCAGCUGCUGCUGCGGAUGGGGGUGGAGGCGAGGGCAGCAGUCGUAAUGCUGGGGGCGGCGAUGCUGGGAUCGAAGGCGAUGAGGAGGAGGGGUUUUCGAGGGGGAGGGGAAGGGGGAGGGGGAGAGCUGGAGGGGGCGAGUAUGAGAUGGUGCAUAUGAAAGGGGAUGCGGACAGGUGAUGGGAUUCUCCAGGGGCAUGAGAUGUCAAGACAUGUAGUAUUGGUUUUGUUUCGAGUAUCACGGGCAAAGGAUGCAUAGCAUGGCCUGGCGUUUUUGGACUGUACAAGCAGUAGAACUAGGGAUGGGUAAGAGCUGGGUCCAGACGAUCCGGCAAUGGAUGAGUUUUUUUAGUCUGUAUAGAUACCUAGCUAAGGCGUCGGCCUCGAGCGUAAUAGUGUUGUUAGUGGUUGCUCUAUUGCUGUCGAGUUCCAACUUUGGAUUGCUGAAGACAUGUUUUGAAACAACUUUAGCCCUAUGCUUCAGGUUCCAGUAACAGAUCUAAUGAUAUACUGGAGGAGAUUCUUUAGGAG